UUCCGCGUUCGAAGUGUGUGUGUGUUCAGCGGUAGCCCGUAUAAAUGAAGCGGGCGGGUGUGUGUGUGUGUGUGUGUGUAGCGCAGAGCCCGGAGGGAGCAGGUGGACGCGGCAGCGACAGCGACAGCGACAGCGACAUCGACAUCGACAGCGCUGCAGAAGGGACACGCACACGCGACGUCACGCUGCACUUCACCGAACAGCCCUUGACCCGCGGACAGGACACCGGCCUCAGUGGGAGACACACCCGAGCCGAGGUGCAAAGAUGCCCAAGUGCCCCAAGUGCAACAAGGAGGUGUACUUUGCGGAGAGGGUGACUUCGCUGGGGAAGGACUGGCACAGGCCUUGUCUCAAAUGUGAGAAGUGCAACAAGACCCUGUCCGCUGGCUCGCAUGCAGAGCAUGACGGAAAACCCUACUGCAACACUCCAUGCUACGGAGCGCUCUUUGGGCCCAAAGGAUUUGGACGUGGUGGCACUGAGAGUCACACAUUCAAGUAAAUGCAAAAGACAAGGAAUACCUCCGUGAGAAUGAGCUUUCUGAUGGUCCGAAGGCAUCGUUCAGAAAGUCUUGUUAAUCAUGCUUUUAAACCAAAACCAUCAACCAAAACAUUCCAUUUUUGGAAUUCCUUUUAGAGUUUUUGUCACUCGUUGUGCUUUCUACAUGAACGUACCUAGCCGUAAUUGUGCAUGACAGAUAUAUUAAUUUCUGAUAAAUGUUUCAAGGAUUCAGAGCAAAAGCUCAGUUGCUUUGUUUUUAAAAAAUAAAAAUCUGCCUUAAA
Molecule: messenger RNA, 780 nt
Organism: Scleropages formosus (Asian bonytongue)
Lineage: Eukaryota; Metazoa; Chordata; Actinopteri; Osteoglossiformes; Osteoglossidae
Gene: crip1
Product: cysteine-rich protein 1
Exons: 5
Coding region: 266-499 (77 amino acids)
Biological process (GO): regulation of gene expression; intrinsic apoptotic signaling pathway in response to DNA damage
Molecular function (GO): zinc ion binding
Source: RefSeq, a predicted model, not a curated record